This is a messenger RNA of Mugil cephalus (flathead mullet), 2968 nucleotides long. Its product is annotated as polypyrimidine tract-binding protein 2-like. Gene Ontology annotation, biological process: mRNA processing; regulation of RNA splicing. The transcript has 14 exons. The record is from RefSeq and is a predicted model, not a curated record. Lineage: Eukaryota; Metazoa; Chordata; Actinopteri; Mugiliformes; Mugilidae. The coding region runs from base 105 to 1652 and encodes 515 amino acids. Gene Ontology annotation, molecular function: mRNA binding. Gene Ontology annotation, cellular component: nucleus.
UUUCGGCUGUUUCCGCCUUCGCCUCCAUUUUGGUUUUCGUGUUCGGCGUCAACUGGAGAAAAAAAACGGGGCGAAAACGGAGACGUUGAGAAAUUGCAACAGAAAUGGACGGCAUCGGUGAUGUUGCAGUUGGCGUGAAGAGAGGAUCAGAUGAACUGAGUAUGUACAACAGUCCCAACACUGGCAUGAGCAGUAUCAGUGAUGGGACUUCCAAUGGCAGCGACAGCAAGAAGCUGAGGGUGGAGGAGGCUCCGCCGUCCCGUGUAAUCCACAUUAGGAAGCUUCCCAACGAGGCCUCAGAGACCGAAGUCAUCGCCCUCGGCCUGCCUUUCGGCAAAGUCACCAAUAUCCUCACACUGAAGGGAAAGAACCAGGCUUUCUUGGAGAUGGGAACAGAGGAGGCCGCCAUCACUAUGGUUAACUACUACAACACUGUAACUCCUCACGUCCGCAACGUGCCUGUCUUUAUUCAGUACUCCAAUCACAAAGAACUAAAGACAGAUGCUGGCAAUCAGCGAACCCAGGCAGUGCUGCAGGCGGUGUCGGCCGUCCAAUCCCCGGGCUCGGAUGUUCAGGAGAUUCUGGCUGCAGCCUCCAGUCCCGUGCUCCGGAUCAUCAUCGACAACAUGUUCUACCCGGUAACGCUGGACGUCCUGCAACAGAUCUUCUCCAAGUUCGGCACCGUCAUGAAGAUAAUAACGUUCACCAAGAACAAUCAGUUCCAGGCACUUCUGCAGUUCAGUGAUCCUGUCAAUGCACAGCAGGCCAAACUGGCACUGGACGGACAGAACAUCUACAAUUCAUGCUGCACGCUGCGAAUCGACUUUUCCAAGCUGGUCAACCUCAAUGUUAAGUACAACAACGAUAAGAGUCGGGACUACACUCGGCCCGAGCUGCCUGCUGGUGACGGUCAGCCCAGCAUCGACCCCUCGGUGGCCGCCGCCUUCAGCAAAGACUCCAACUCCCUCCUCGGUAAGAUCCCAGGAGCCCUGAAUCCUCUGAGCGCGGCAGCGGCCGCCGCUGCUGCUGCCGGGAGGGUGGCUCUGGCCGGACAGGCGGGAUCCAGCGGGGUCCUGCUGGUCAGCAACCUCAACGAGGAGAUGGUUACGCCCCAAAGUCUGUUUACCCUCUUCGGAGUGUACGGUGAUGUCCAGAGGGUGAAAAUCCUUUACAAUAAGAAGGACAGCGCUCUCAUUCAGAUGUCCGACUCCAACCAGGCCCAGCUCGCAAUGAGUCACCUGAAUGGCCAGAAGAUGUACGGGAAGAUCAUCCGCGUGACUCUGUCCAAGCACCAGACAGUGGCUCUGCCUCGGGACGGCCUGGACGACCAGGGCCUGACCAAGGACUACGCCAACUCUCCGCUGCAUCGCUUCAAGAAACCCGGCUCCAAGAACUUCCAGAACAUCUUCCCACCGUCUGCCACUCUUCAUCUGUCCAACAUCCCACAGGAUGUGACGGAGGAGGACCUGCGGCUGCUCUUCUCUAACGCCGGCGGCACCGUGAAGGCGUUCAAGUUUUUCCAGGAUCGCAAAAUGGCUCUGAUCCAAAUGUCCACCGUGGAGGAGGCCAUCCAGGCCUUGAUCGACCUUCACAAUUACAACAUGGGGGGCAACCAGCACCUGAGAGUCUCUUUCUCCAAGUCUACGAUUUAAGAGCUGGACCCGCGGGAACUGGAGGUCGGAAACCUUUCAGACUGUGUCUGGACACUGGGGGGGACCACGUUGAUUUGAAAGUUGUUUUUUUUUUUUUCCUUCUUUGAGGGAGGGGGUUGUUGAUCCUGUCAUUCCUUGAGAGACUGAACCCUUUUGACGUGGAUCUGUUUUUGUUUUUUUAUUUAAAGAGAACAGUACUGGAUCCUCCCAGCUCUUCUUAACUGUACCUCCAUAUUUUUAUGUCAAACAGAACAUUGACUGGUUGAUUGUCCCCCUUUCUGAUAGUAGAUCAGCGUUUAACUCUUGAUCUAGUGGAAAAGAUACAGUACUUAUGUGCCUUACCUGACACUAUCAGCUGUUUCUCCAGGUGGACGUGUCCAUCGGUCGCCCUCCUACAGAGGCACAUUGGUAUUGGAUAUUUUUGAGGGUUCCUAAGAAUGCAAAGCCGUCUCCUCAUCGUCUGAACAUCGUUACAGGUUUUGAAGCCGCCAACCAGGUGUAGCGUAGUUUGAUUUAGAUUCUUAACAUUUUCCUGUUUGAGUUGAGGCGAAUAUUCCUGAGGCGUCUUUUUUUUUUGCAGUUUAACACGAACUCCAUUAUUCCACAGACGUUCAGCUUUAGGUUGUUUUUUCCCCCCAUUUUGACUCCACAGUCCAUGCUUUAGAUAAAUGUGGCUCGUGACUAAGACUCUCUUUGUGUUUUUGAAACAUUCUGUGCUUUAUUCCAUAGCAGUGAGGUGUACUUGUCAGUGACGACGUUUUGUUUUUGAAGCAUGAAUAGUGACGAUAGGAUCUCACGUCAGCAGAAAGUGUUGCAUGCUGUGGAAGCGGUUCCCAGAUGAGUCCACUGUGAUUUCAUUGUCAUGUGACAGUUUACUUGAGAGGGCUACUCAGUUGGACCAAAGUUUCUGUGCCUUUAGUGUUCCUUUAAUUCGUUCCCACACACAAACAAAACAGCAUUUAAAAUCCUCAGUUGUUGCAUUUUGGGAAAAAACAAAAAAAAAAGAUCUUAAAGUGUUGAGUUACUUCUCUUGUUUUUUUUUUAAUGAUAAACCCACCAACACCUCUCGACUGGAGGCAUUUGCUCAGAAAGAAUAGUUAUGUAUAUUUUUUUCUUCCAAGUCCGAUUUUAUACAGCUCAAAAUGUAAGGAUUUGCUAUCGCUCUAAAGAGACACAAUUAAAGAAUGAAUUAUUUUCUAACAAGGAGAGCUGCAACUUGGUUUCCUGCUUUUUGAGUUUUAUUUCCCUCUCAUGGUCUCUGGUGUAUUUCUGCAUUACCUCUGUAGCAUGCCUAAUAAAACGCUUCUGUAGCUCUA